Messenger RNA from Prunus dulcis (almond), 351 nucleotides. RefSeq lists its product as uncharacterized. The record is from RefSeq and is a predicted model, not a curated record. The transcript has a single exon. Lineage: Eukaryota; Viridiplantae; Streptophyta; Magnoliopsida; Rosales; Rosaceae. The coding region runs from base 1 to 351 and encodes 116 amino acids.
AUGGCUGCACCAGCUCCAAUUGCAAUAGGCACGCGAGGCACUGUAGGUUCGCUUGUCAGGAAGGAGAUCGAGUAUUUCACCAAUCUUGAGCUCGACCGGCCGUGUGGAAACUCAAGCUCGAGGAAGCCUCAGGGACAAAUAGUUGACAUGACUUCCAGCAGUUGCACUCAUUCGAGCAAGCCUAGCUUCUGGUUCUUGAUAAUGACCUGGAAAAGGAAGAAGAGAAGCAGCAGAAGAUUCUUAUCAAGCAUAUGCUCCGCUACAAAAGUUGCAGAAACCAAUCGGCUAAAUGGCAUUCCUGGGUUUAAUUACAGGAUCCUCAAGGAUGACAUGAACAACUUGAGAAUUUAA